Messenger RNA from Sparassis crispa, 606 nucleotides. RefSeq lists its product as hypothetical. The transcript is spliced from 8 exons. Lineage: Eukaryota; Fungi; Basidiomycota; Agaricomycetes; Polyporales; Sparassidaceae. The record is from RefSeq and is a predicted model, not a curated record. The coding region runs from base 1 to 606 and encodes 201 amino acids.
AUGAAGUCUGUCACUACCGCCGCCAUGUUCAUCUCUCUCGCCGCUGGCGCAAUGAGCCAGAACCUGAUGAUCAACACUCUUCAGGACCCCGUCCAGUGUCAACCUGCAAUGUUCACCUGGUCUGGGGGAGAGCCUCCCUACUACCUCUCACUUGUCCCUGCGGCGCAGACGAGUGCGCCAGCUAUCAAGAUGUUCCCCACUAUGAAUGGCACGAGCUACACAUGGAUCGUCGACCUCGCGUCUGGCACGUCCUUCACGACCGUGUUGAAGGACAUGAGCGGUGCCACGGCGUACUCCGAUGUAGAGACAGUUCAACCCGGCACCAGCAGCAGUUGCGUCAACACUACCGUCACCGAGACUGGUACUUCCUCUAGCACUGCUACCCCGACCUCUAACAAUUCGUCCAUGGGUCACUCGAAUUCUAUGACCGUCGCAGCUGCCGCUUCCCCGACCUCUAGCUCUUCCGGAGGCCAUAGCACCAGCUCGAUGAGCAGCACCCCUACUCCCUCUUCUUCCAAGAGCUCUGGUGCCGCUGAUCUCGCGUCCCCCGCGGGCGCAGUCGGUAUCGCUGCUGCGAUGGGUCUGCUCGGUGCCGUCUUCCUGUAA